Xenia sp. Carnegie-2017 is the source of this 2767-nucleotide messenger RNA. RefSeq names its product cortexillin-1-like. Gene Ontology annotation, biological process: synaptic signaling. The transcript has 21 exons. Gene Ontology annotation, molecular function: protein binding. The record is from RefSeq and is a predicted model, not a curated record. Lineage: Eukaryota; Metazoa; Cnidaria; Anthozoa; Malacalcyonacea; Xeniidae. Gene Ontology annotation, cellular component: plasma membrane. The coding region runs from base 116 to 2530 and encodes 804 amino acids.
CUAAAUUCCUCGAGGCAAAAAUUGUUGUUUGUUUAUAGUUAUUGAGAAGUUAUAGCAAUAAGAAUUCAUGGAGAAGCGAGUUUCCGUCAAAAGAUUAAAUACAAACUAAUAAAAGAUGCCAGGAAUAAAUCAAGAUACGGAGAUACGUAUUUACACUAAAUGGAUAAACUCAAAGCUUGAAAAGACGCACCCUCCAAUUCAGCAUUUAAUCAAAGAUUUACAAGAUGGUCUUGUUUUAAUUUCUCUCCUUGAAGUUUUGUUAAAUACAAAAAUUAAUACAAAAGAACCAACUCAUGAGAUUCAUAAACUUAAAAAUGUUUCAAAAGUCUUGAGACUGUUAAAAGAAAAAGGGUUUGAGCUGUCAUUGGAAAGUGAAGAAAUUGUCAAAGGAAAUGAUACUCAAAUUUUAGCCCUAAUCUGGUGGAUCAUACUGCACUUUCAGAUUGAACGAGUUAUGCACGAUAAGCAAAGAACAUCCUUGAAAGCAGAAGGUCCAUCAUUCCGUAUCAAACAAGUCUUAACUCCAGCUAAAGAACUGCUGUUGAAAUGGACACAGGAUGUCCUUCGAGGGAUGUUCACAGUAAAUGAUCUGGAAAAAGGUUGGCAUGAUGGUUUCGCAUUUGUGUUUCUACUAUUUGUUUUUAGUCCCUCGUCCAUUGACAUAAGCCGAGCAUUAAGAAUGUCUGUUCAGGAGAGACUGAAAUACGCAUUUGAUGUCGCUGAGGAAAAAUUUGAUGUUCCUAGCUUGCUGGAUCCUUCAGACGUUGAAGAAGGCAAUGUUGAUAAAGAACGAAUGUUAAUAUAUUUUUCUUCAUUAUACGAAGUCUUGAGAAAUCAUGAAGCAAAAAAUCCUUAUUCAGUGAUGCCUCAGAAUGAACAUGAAUCAAUAACAUUGCGCAUUGGUGAUAAUGAACUCAAAAUCCAAAUAACAUCAAAAAAUAAGACUGCUAUGCUUUAUAUAAAGCUUCAUUACACUGUCCUGUAUUCAAUGAAAGAAGUGGAAAAGAGAAUGAAGAAAAUCACAGAAAAGGAGCCUGGACAUGAUAGGGCAGGUGAAUUGAAGGAAAUUCAAAUGGAAAUGCUAGAAUUAAUGAAGAUCAUUGGCGAAUUAAAUGAAAAAAAUAGAGAAAUGUCCAUGUCUUUAAGUAUUAAUCACGAAGAAUUUUUUCAAGUUCUGAAGGAACUCACACAGCUAAGUAAACGUUGGUCGGCACUUAUAAAAUACAAAAAUGAAGAAAUCUCAAAACAGCCAGUUAUCCUAGGCUCUGGAGGCAUCACAAAUAGUGCUCGAUUAACAAUUGGAGACGAAGUGGUUGAGAUUACAUCAGUUUCUUCCAAUGAAAUUGUUCUCAAGUAUAUGAUCGUGUAUCAUGAAGUUAUUAAUAUCAUUCAAAUGAUUGAAGAUAAGAUGAAAAAUAUUGAGCAGGAAGAACCAAGUUUAAAAACUUCCGCAAUACUUCAUGAGAUUGUUCAAAUGAUGGAUCAGGUUCAGGAAUUCAAGAUUACAGAGUUAAAUGAUCUCAUGAAUGAGAUGAAAAUAGCUGAGAAUGUUGACUCGGAUGAACUUGAUGAACUGAGAAAACAGUUUGAGGAUUUUGAAUCUGACCUUUCACGUAUAUAUGACGUACUUAUGAAUCAGACUAAUCAACAGAUAAUUUCUAAUGAAACACCAUCCACAGAAAUUGACGGCAGUAUUCUAAAAACCACAACAGAAUUAACCAAUGAAAUUGUGUUGAAAUAUAAAACUGCGUAUCCCAGCAUUUUAUCCGGUGUCGAGAGACUGGAAAAGAAGAUUGAAAAGAUUCAAGAGGAGAAUGCAAGCCAAGAAAACGCUAAAGAAUUGAAAAUAAUCCGCAUAGAAAUGCAAGAAUUACAGAAGAUUUUAUGUCAAAUGCGAAAGGAAAUUUCAAGAUCUGCUAAAGUUGAUCCUAAGGAGUUCUUGGAAAUCCAAAAAGAAUUGGAAGAACUGAUUGAGCGGUGGUUGAUACUUAUGAAAUACGGUAAUAAAGAAAUCAUGAGACAACCAGCCAUUGUUCGUGAACUCAAAACAAGAAAAACUACACACAGUGCUCAUUUAACAAUUGGGGACAAAGUGAUUGAGAUCGACUCCGUUUCCUCCAAUGGGAUUGUCAUCAAGUACAAGAUUUUACAUCAUGAAAUUAUCACUAUCAUCAAGAUGAUUGAAAGUAACAUUAAGAUUAUUAAGAAAGAGGAACCAAGCCAAAAAACGGCUGCAUUACUUGAUGAAAACAUUCAAAGACUGCAUCAACUUCAAAAGGAUAUUUCAGAGUUAAAUCAACUCAUAAGUGAAAUAAAAGUUGCUGAGAAUGUUGAUUUGAAAGAACUUGAAGAAUUGCAAAACGAACACAAAGAUUUUAUAACACAUCUUACUUAUGUGAACGCCUUCAUCGCAAACGAGAAAGCAAGGCAACCAAUUCUGAUCACGAAAACUGUUUAUGAGAUGAGCAGAAAAGAAGAAAUCACACGAAGUUUACAUACUCGAGUAAAAUUGAUUUUGACGUUUUCGUAAGUAAAAGCUUCUUAAAGAAUAAACAUUGAAAGAUAACAAACACAAUCAUGCACAAUUAUUUGGCGAAGAAAGAUCAAAUUAUUCAAACUGCACAUGGCAUAUGUAAAUUGAUGUUCGAUAUUUUAAUGCCUUUGCUGGUCAAUGCGAGAAUUUGACUUCGCCAAUUGCACGUGUCGUAUUAUCUUCCAAUUUCCGAUUAAAAUACAAAGUAAAUGCUGAAUAUAAUGAUAAAGAAAA